AUGAAUGCAACAGAAGAAAUAUUUAUGAUAAAUGCUAUUCCGAGCUCUAGUCAACCGUCAACUUCCACACAAAAGCUAGGCGAGCUGGUAUUAUCAGGCGGCCCACAAGUUAACCUUGAAAAUGUGAAAGACUUCUCCCAUGUAUGUCGGACAUGUGCCACUAUCACAGAGUUCGUAAUCCCAAUAUUUGCUGGAGAGGGCCUGCAGAACAACCUGGCUGACAAAAUACACAAGCACUUACCCAUACAGGUGUGUGUGGAGGACAGGUUGCCGCAGGUGGUGUGCUACCAGUGCAGCAGUACGCUGCUGGCCUGGCACGAGCUCGUGCAGUGCUGUCUGCACGCCGACACCGCCCUGCGCGCCAGGCUCGCCUCCGACACGCUACAGGAACCUAAAACAUCAAAUGUCAUAUCAAACUCUAUAGAAAAUGAAGCGCAACCCAAGUCGUUAUACAUUAUCGUCAAAAGCGUUCUCGUUGACCACUUUCAUAACAUUGUGGAUGAAGAAGAUUUGGAUGUGGAGUUUGUUUGCCAGAAAUGUGUGGACCAGCCGAGGCUGCCCACCGUGCGCGGCCUGGCCCAGCACAUACAGCGCGAGCACGGCCCGGGGGGGUCCCACACGCACGACUCUGUCAAAACAUUCAUCACCGAGAACAUUACAUUCGAACAAGCGCUAGCGCCAAACGAUUCCGACACAGAGAUACAGGCGACUGCAGAAAAGUUGAAACCACAGACAGACAAGAAUAAGAAGACAUCCCAGGCUGCGGCAGCUACCCUUUACUGCCCGUACUGCCCCGGCGUGUUCUCGAGCGCAACGCGGCUCGUGCACCACCUCAACAAGCACGUACAGGUCAGCAUGGCGGCCGGGGUACUGUGCUGCGACCUGCUCUACCACGACAAGAAACUCUUCGUCAAACACUUGCAGGAAGCACACAUCGAUCGAGACGAUGCGACCCGGGAAGCGCUCAUCCAGGUCACUUGUGGUAGUUGUGGUUACAUCACUGAUCACGUCGACAAAUUAAAGAACACUGCGCAAGUACGCAUGAAAAGAUAAAAAAUAAAAAAGUCAAGAAAGUAGAAAAUCCCGACAACCAGAAACUCAUCCCAGCAGUGUGCCCCGAGUGCAACAAGACGUUCUCAAACAAGUACAACAUGUUCGUGCACAUGCGCUGUCACUCCAGCGCCAAGCUGUACACGUGCGAUGUAUGCUCCAAGACGUACAGCUCGCAGACCAACCUCAACACGCACAAGAAGGUCGUGCACCAAGGGAAGCUGGACUUCACUUGCUCUGUCUGCAAGGAUGCAUUCGGCACGCGACUGGAGCGCGACGUGCACGCGCGCAUACACAGCGGGGAGACUCCGUACAAGUGCGAGGACUGCGGCAAGGCCUACCGCGCCAAGAACACGCUCAAUCGCCACAUGGAGAUACAUCUAGGCAUAAAGAAACACGAAUGCGCCAUCUGCUCCAAAAAGUUUCGGAGGAAGAGUCAUUUGGACCGGCAUAUAGAGACGCACAUGAAGUAA
Molecule: messenger RNA, 1523 nt
Organism: Spodoptera littoralis (African cotton leafworm)
Lineage: Eukaryota; Metazoa; Arthropoda; Insecta; Lepidoptera; Noctuidae
Source: the annotation of a GenBank genome assembly